Bursaphelenchus xylophilus (pine wood nematode) is the source of this 5403-nucleotide messenger RNA. NCBI's taxonomy places the organism in Eukaryota, Metazoa, Nematoda, Chromadorea, Rhabditida, Aphelenchoididae. The record is from the annotation of a GenBank genome assembly.
AUGAGGAUUUUUAAUGGCAGUGAGCUUGUGUUUAGCCAGACUUAUUUUCCAUCACAGUCAAAUAAGGUUUUAGAGGUCAAAACCGGUGAGUUCAGCGAAUUUGUUCAAAAUACGUUUGUUUAGACUCGACUGUGAGGACGUUGGCCUUGACAGAAGUCCCAGAAACUGGAGGAUCUUUCUCUUUUCCACCGGAUGCAAUUGGUUUCAACAACAGGAUUAUCUUUUGGUAAGGGUAUAAUGUUUUAUUAUUUUUGUUUAGGAGAACAGAGUCUUCGAGGCUUUAUCUGAAUGAAGUGAAUGCCACCAGGCAGUAUCAAGACUCGUCCUUAUACAUCGAUUUUGCUCCGUCUGUCAUUGUUCAGGGCACUUCUUUAUUAUUAUGUCGAGAUCUCUUGCUUUUGGUGGUCCCUACUCAGUCAUGUAUCCACAGAUUCAAGAUAAGAUUGACUGGAAAGAACAGUGUGGACCAAAGUUUUACCAACCGUUCGGUGUUGUCUUUCUUCCCCAAGCAAGAGCAUCUCCAGUCUUGUCAUGACUGUCAUUAUUUCUCCAAUUCUGUCAUUGCCAGUUCAGUCCAUGUUACAUUGGACAAGAUUGGAAAUACUUAUUGUUCCAUUGUGGCCAACAAGAACCAACUUAUUCUGUUAAACAUGAAGAUUCAACCUUCUUCAAAGUGUGAGUUCUCUUUUGUUUUGUUUUUACAUUGAGUUCAGCUGGAUUUGAAGAGACGAUUCUGAAGGAAGGAUACGUAAUUAAUCGCUUGUGGAACUCAUCUGAACAGGAAUCCACCAUUCUCAGUUCAACUUCCAUAAUGUCAGCAGAUGAGUUAUACGUCUUAAGUGUUCACGAAGAUGGACGUCUUAAGAUUUGGGCUGUGAAUUCAAACUCCGUUAAGAAUUCUUACAAUCUGGCAUCAUUUCUGAAACAAGAAUCGACAGUUGAAGUGGAGAGUGUGCAAAUGAAAUUUUCAAGAGCAUUCGAUAAACAUUUCUUGGUGAUGAAAGUUCAAAUGGUUAGAAGAACAAAGUUUUUAUUCUUUGAAUUCAAUGCGGGAGAUCUGUCUUUGAGGAGGAGAGUAGAUCUGGAAGCGGUGAGUUGAUUUCUUUGCGACUAUUUUGUUGUUUAGACAUCCGUGGUCGACUUUUUGGUUACCCAAUCGUCCCUUCGAAGACAAGAGUUCGCCCUCUGGGUUUGUAAUCGAGAAUCCUUUGAGGAUGGGACUCCAAGCGGAAUGUUCCAGCCAUAUUCGAUGAGGAAAUGUUUUGUGUCAAUGUAAGGGUCUGAUAAAGUUUAUAGUCGUUCGUAUUUAGGAAUGGCGAUUUUGAGAGUAUUUGGGAUUCGAUCGAGACAACAGCCAUCAAUACGAAGAAGAUAGAUAUGAUAAAUCAUUCCAAAAUAGAUGCCAUCAAGAAGAGAGUCCUCGGAGGAGAGACCUACUCUUUUGAGAUGGUAGAAAGGGCCAUCCAGACAUUAUGUAAAUCUCCCGGAGUCAAAUUCGAAUACAUGGAUUGGCCAAGUCUCUCCAAUUAUGUCGAUGGGUUCAUAGGAAGUGGUCAGGUAAUCCCAUUUAUACUGUCAUUAUUCGAAUUUUAGUUCAAAACCUUGUAUCUCUCCAAGGAAGAUCAGCACACAUUCUCGGCGACCAAUAACCUAGAUGAAGAUGGAGUUAAAGCCGCCAAGAAAAAGUUCUGGACCACGCUGGACAAGUACUGUAGCCAAUUCCAGGAACAGUUGAUCUCCCCAAUUGUUCUGUGGCAUUGCCCGGUAUUGGGAUUGGUUGGAUGCAUCCAACAUGUAAGUUGUUUUUAUUUAAAGUUAUAGUUUGUCGAUUUAGGCGAGAUUCACGGUUUAUUUGGAGCCGGAUCAUACUAUGAAAGGUUUUGUACAACAUGAUAAGCAGGUUCUUCUGAAGCUCCUAAAGGUCACUGAAGGAUUUUUGGAAGAGAGCUGUGUAAGUAAAUAUGCUUAUUAGAUGUUACAUUACACUUGACGAAAUCUAACAGUAUUAUUGUAGGAUUUCCGAGGAGUUUUAGCCUCGGAUUUGGAGUUCUUGAUCUCCCAUCUGAACGUCCUCUUCAAUGUCCUCAAGUGGUUUACUGAAAGGUGCCCAGAUGGAAAUGCGGAUGAAAGUAAGGACUUUUUAUUUCAAUACUUAUGAUUGUUUUAGUGGUACCCAUCAAAGCAGAAUAUAUAAAUUCGUCGUUCUCGAUUGGGUUUAUGUCUGCUGCCCUCAGGCAUCGAAUUCUGAAUCGACUUUUAUUUGCCAAAUGCAUCUGCACUCUCGUUUCUCUGACUGAAUCUCAUUUGGAUAAGGCCGUAAGUUUACUUAUUUGAUUAGAUGAUGACAGAAAAAUGGUAUGCAGGGUGGACGAUUAGGAUCAUCCAUCCUGUUUUAGGUAUUUCUCCGUCAAUAAUUCACCUAUAAAAUUGAUUUCAAAAUGGAAGCUAACGAUAAGGUGCUCCGUUUUUUGUAACACGCCUAAUUAAUCGAAAUCUUUAAAAAUGCGAGCAUGGCGAGAUUUUCUACAUGCAUGAAGACCCAUCCCAAGGAUGCAUAACGGGUUUCUAGACCUAGAUUGCACGAUAAGACAGCUUUUGCUCUCAUUCGUCCGACUUGGUACAGUUCAAAAUAUUCUUGAACUUUAAGAAUAUGAACAUAGAAUUGUCAUUAAAUUUUAUAGAAGUUGGUAUAUUUUUGGAGGAGAAAUACCUGAAGGAAGGUUACAAAAUGAAUUUUUUUGUAGGGGAAAUCUUCCGAUAUUGCAUGGAAAGUGUCCAAUUCACGGAAACCGAUCAACCAGAUCAGGGAUUUCUAUUACAAUCUCUAUCAGUCAUUGUCCACCAGGUUCUUCAGGUAAAUGGAGUUGUUGUUUUUGCUAUUUAUUGCUGCUUUUAGUCCCUACGAUCCAUCUACGUCAGCGGUCUCACUGAAUCUGGCCGAGGCUUUCUACAAGUCAGCUCAUUUGCUUCCGAAUGUUCCUCCAGUUGAUGAAGAUUUUGAUGUAGAAGACGAAUUAUGGAAUCAAGAACAAUCUGCGAAGGCGGUUACUUCCCAGUUCCUCGAGUUCACGAUGAACGCGGUGCACUUGACAAUCGUUUCUUUAUGGCCCAACUCUACUACAAUGUCUUUUCCUAAAUUUUUAGCCAGAAAUAUGUUCUACGAGCAUCUGAGGGUAAGUGAAAUAGUUUCAAAGAAUUCAUCGUUUCGUGAUUUCAGAAUUACUGUGAAUUGAACGAGCCUUACCUCUCCAAUCUGACCUAUGCUUUCAACUUUUACAAAGGGAUUGCUCUCUCAGGGCUCGGUCUUCCUCAAGAUGCAGAUCUUGCUUUCCAGGAAGCUCUCCAGGGCAUUGAUUUGGGCGAUGAAGCUCUUAAUCGGGCUUUAUGUUACUACUCGCUAAAGAAAUACCCUUACAAACACAAUCUCUGCGACUUUUAUGCGGCGACGAUGAGUAUUUUCAAGACUUCAAACCAUGGAGAAUAUGUUGUUAGAAGUGGGCAGCUGGCCAUUAAGAGUGCUGAGAAGGUUGGAAACAUCAAACCGGAUCCUGAUCUCAUGGUAAAUCUUUACGAUGUUUAUAUCAAUGUUUUAGAGUUUAAUUUAUAACAAAAUGUUCUCCCAAUAUGUCGCGGAUAAGAAGUUUAACGAAGCUGUGAAGACCUUGCACAACAAUCCAGUUCCAUCGCAGCAAUUGUCAUGCCUGAGAUCACUAAUUGGAACCCUUUUGGAUCUAAACGAAAUGAAAAUUUUGAUCAACUUGCCUUAUAUUACCUUAGGUGACAAGGUGGCUGAAAUGUUGGAGAGCAGAUGUAAAGUGCAGAAUGCUUUGACGGAAAAUGGCCUGUUCAAUACUGUCUAUGCGUUUUACAUCAAAAGAUUUGAGUACAAGAAAGGUAAAAUUACUUUAUGGGAAUUUUUAAUUUUUGAUGACAUCUAUUCUUUUAGCCGCACAAAUUCUGUACUCAUUGGUUUGGAAGUUGAAGUUUGUGUCUCAGAAUCGGGAUGUUUUGGAAAAGAGAUGCCGACUUCUGGCAUGUGUAAAUCAAACCAUGGAGUUGUUGGGAGAUGACAAGGCCUCUUUGGAGAUUGAUGUGGUGAGUAGAGGGACUUCUUGUACAAUGUUGUUAUAUGAGAAUUGUUUUUUAUGUUAUCUUUUAGGCCACAGUAAUUGCUCAUGACGCUAUCGAAGAGGAUAUUCCGGAAAAUCUGCCCAAAAAGAAAUUCCAGAUGACCAAACAAGAUAUCCUCGAGGAAUUUAUGUUAUUGGAGGCUAGACUGGCUCUUUGUGAUACCGAAGCUUACGAUCAAGGUCCUCCAGUGGACAAGGUUGACGUCUUCAAUGGAGUCAUUACUCACAAAAACUAUGAUCUCGCAUUUGUGUUGCACAGGUAAGAAGAUUAAGGUGGAUUAUACUGGAGAUUUAGAACUUUCGGACUCCCGGUGACAGAUCUGAUACGUUCCUUGACUUUGGAGUGUCUUCAGCUUGGAUUUGAAGAACCCAGAGUAACUCCCAUUUGGGUGGUUCAUAACAGAAGAUUCGUGGACAACCUCAGGUAAGGUCGAGGAACUUCUUUGUUGUUCGCAAAAAAACUUUUCCGAAAUUUGCCAAAGAAGGUUCGUGCCUAGACCGUAGAGGAUAAUAAAACAUUUUUUUCCGUACGAAGCUGGCAAAGAUACGGCAAAAAGUAUUUUUGUGUUUGGCCGGCCUCCGCGUUUACCGUACUCUCUCGGCAGCAAAGAUGGUUUUAUACCUCCGGUGCGCCUGUGAAGCGCGAGCUAAAACUUUCAGUAAUUCAUAUGUGGCCUAUGCCUGAUGUGUGUACAAAGUUUAAAGAAAGCCUGAACGUUUAAAAGCCUUGUUUCUUUGCGAACGGUAAAAAGCGCGUCCUAACGUCAAAGAAAUGUAAUUUUAUUAAUCUUAUGUUUAGAUGUCAAACAAAACUUCCUCAGCAUUGGAGAGUCCUGAUUACGUAUGUUGACCUCUCUCUGGCCAGCCUUCAAUCAACCCAGGAUGAUUCUUUUGUCCUCCGAAAUAUCCUCCAGAUCUUUUUGGAAAGGGGAUUAGAGGUUCCAGAAUGGCUGAGUACAAGAUAUCUGGUAAGUCAACAUAAAAAAGUAGUUAAUUUUUGUUUCAGAAGGUUAAUGUCCGUGAUUUCCUUGCCGAAUUAAUCGAAUUUGAUGAGAUUCUUCUGGCCUUAAUGACGGUCUCCAGUUAUCUCGAGAAUUUAAUUUCCGCGAGACCCAAGUUGGAGCAGCUCCACAACAUUCCAUUUGUUCUCAUCAACAAUCUACUGAUCUUUGCUGACAAACAAAACACUUCCAAGAUCAUUGAGGAAUCGAAAAAAACUCAAGAUGCUCUGAGGAGGGUAGCCCGGGCCUUUAAAUUUAUUCAAUCUGUUUAA